This is a messenger RNA of Ricinus communis (castor bean), 2013 nucleotides long. RefSeq names its product UDP-glycosyltransferase 92A1-like. Bases 184 to 1698 code for a protein of 504 amino acids. The record is from RefSeq and is a predicted model, not a curated record. NCBI's taxonomy places the organism in Eukaryota, Viridiplantae, Streptophyta, Magnoliopsida, Malpighiales, Euphorbiaceae. The transcript has a single exon. Gene Ontology annotation, molecular function: UDP-glycosyltransferase activity.
UAUCCGAUCUUUCUCGACUCUAAUAGAAUAGGCAUAUAAUUGGAUUUGUAUAGAUAAAUAUUUUUAUAAAUUUAGACGGUUAAUAUUUAUAAAAGGUAUUUAUAAAUUUAAAUCUAUAAAGAAAGGAACAAGAAGAAACAUUAUUCAGUCUUUCAUCCUUCAACCCAAAUUUUUAAUCUUCAAAUGGAAUUUAAAUGCAAGCCUAACGAGCAUAUAGUUAUGUUACCUUUCAUGGCUCAGGGUCAUCUCAUACCUUUUCUUGCAUUAGCAAGACAAAUCCACCGAAGAACUGGUUUCAGAGUCACCAUUGCUAAUACUCCUCUCAACAUUCAAUACCUCCGUUCAACCAUGAACUCACCUGAACCUAAUGGCAUCAAUCUUUUUGAGCUUCCAUUCUCUGCUCCCGCAGAAUAUGGCUUAUCACCCAACACUGAAAACUCUGAAAACCUACCCUUAGAUCUUAUUGGGAAGUUUGUAAUUGCAUCGACAAGUCUCAAGAAUCCAGUUCACAAUCUACUAUCUGAUAUUGUAGCUAGAGAAGGCAAGUCUCCACUUUGUAUAAUAUCAGAUGUUUUCUUUGGAUGGGCUAAUGAUGUUGCCAAGAGUUUCGGUACUGUUAGUAUUACUUUUACUACUUGUGGUGCAUAUGGCACCUUGGCUUAUAUGUCUUUGUGGCUGAAUCUUCCUCACCGCCAGCAUGCUGGUUCCGAUGAGUUUCAUGUGCCUGGUUUUCCUCAUGGAUACCGCUUUCACAUAUCUCAGUUGCAUAAAUUUAUAAGAGAUUCUGAUGGUACUGAUGCAUACUCAAAGUUUAUGCAGAAACAGAUUUCACUUUCUUUGCAGUCUUUUGGUUUUUUGUGCAAUACAGUUGAGGAAAUGGAGCCUUUAGGAUUGGAGUCAUUUAGGAAAUAUAUUAAGCUUCCUGUGUGGACAAUUGGUCCUCUUCUUCCACCUGAUGUGCUAAAUGGUUCAUCUCUUUUAAGUUCAGGUAAUAUUAGUUCUCAGCGUGCAGGUAAGCAACUUGGGAUUUCAACAGAGAAAUGCUUGCAAUUUCUUGAUUUGCAUAAUCCAUCUUCUUUACUGUAUAUUUCAUUUGGUUCGCAAAAUAGUACAAGUCCCACUCAGAUGAUGGAAUUGGCUAUUGGGUUGGAAGAAAGUGCAAAGCCUUUCAUCUGGGUGAUAAGGCCACCAGUUGGUUCUGAUAGCAGAGGUGAAUUCAAAGCAGAAUGGUUACCAGAUGGAUUCGAAGAUCGAAUCAGGAGUAAUAAACAAGGAUUGCUGGUGAGAAAUUGGGCACCCCAGCUAGAGAUAUUGUCACACAAAUCGACUAGAGCAUUUUUAAGUCAUUGUGGUUGGAAUUCAGUGAUGGAAAGCUUAAGCCAAGGUGUGCCUAUUAUAGGUUGGCCUUUAGCAGCAGAACAAGCUUAUAAUUCUAAAAUGCUGGUGGAGGAAAUGGGUGUUAGUGUGGAAUUGACAAGAGGAUUGCAAACCAGUAUAGAAUGGAAAGAGGUGAAGAAGGUGAUAGAGUUGGUGAUGGACAUGAAAGGCAAAGGAAAUGAUAUGAGGAAAAAGGCUACAGAGAUUGGAAAGUUGAUCAGGGAAUCAGUGAAAGAUAAAGGAGAAGAAAAGGGGUCUUCUGUUGAAGCAUUGGAUGAUUUUGCAAGAACCCUCCUGUCCAGAAGACAAGGUUGUCACUAAAAGGAAGUUGGGCUACUCUGUUUUGGUAUCAAGUUCCCUUUUUUUUUUCCCCUUUAAUUAGAUUAUGUGUUUAUCAUUGCAUAGCCUAGAAUGCACCAAAAUGGCUGGCUUUUAAGAGUUCGAAAAUCUAUGGUUUUUAUAGAUUAUGAUUUUAGCAAGAUUCUUGCUAUUAUUUGGUAAGGCAAUUUAAGAGUUAAACAAGUAGGGAAGCCAACUUUCCUUCAAAACUAAUUGGGCUUCCAUUGAACAAAGUUGUGACAAAUUGUCUUGACUUUUAUUUCCUCUUACUCGAUCAGUAAAAAGUCUUUCUUUAUU